CAACGGCUGACGUCUGUCCGUCUAAAAACAGACCGAGAGCUCCUCACUGCGCAGACUCCAACAACUCUUCAACAGCGCUCACUCUCCGCUGCUGCUUUCAUUCUUUAUUUCUUUCAACUUUGUUCAGUCUCUGGGAUUUAUCGCUGUUUCCCCCGCUGACUCCUCCGGUGAAUCCCCCGGUGUCUCUCCGGUAUCUCCCCCGGUGUCUCCCCCGGUGACCCCCGGUGCCCCCCCACACACACUCGGCAGCAUGGACAGUUUGGAGAAGCAGCUCGUCUGUCCCAUCUGUCUGGAGAUGUUCACCAAACCUGUGGUCAUCCUGCCCUGCCAACACAACCUGUGCCGCAAAUGUGCCAACGACGUAUUCCAGGCGUCCAAUCCCUACCUGUCGACAAGGAGCGGCUCCACGGUGACGUCCGGCGGUCGUUUCCGCUGCCCGUCGUGCCGCCAUGAGGUCGUUCUGGAUCGACACGGAGUGUACGGACUGCAGAGGAACCUGCUGGUGGAGAACAUCAUCGACAUGUACAAGCAGGACAGCAGCAGGCCGGUCCCGGAGGUGAAGCAGCAGCAGCCGAUGUGUGAGGAUCACGAGGAAGAGAAGAUCAACAUCUACUGUGUGACGUGCAGCGUGCCCACCUGUUCUCUGUGUAAGGUGUUCGGCGCUCAUAAAGACUGUGAGGUCGCUCCGCUCGACAGCGUCUUCCUCACGCAGAAGGCUGAGCUCACUGACUGUAUCUCGAUGCUGGUGGGGAACAACGAGAGGAUUCAGGCCUUCAUCAGUCAGCUGGAGGAAACGUGCCGAGCUGUGGAUGAGAACGGCCGCAGACAGAAGUCGAAGGUGUGCGAGUCGUUCGAUCACUUGUUCGCCCUGCUGGAGGAGAGGAAGGGAGAGAUGACUCUGAGGAUCAACUGUGAACAGGAGGAGAAACUGGACUACAUCCGCAGUCUGAGGAGGAGGUACAGCGAGCACCUGGAGAACACCGCCAAGGUGGUGGAGACCGCCAUCCAGACGCUGGACGAGUCUGAGAUGGCCGUGUUCCUGCAGACGACCAAACUGCUGCUGCAGAAGAUCGUGGAGGGCACCGACACGUCUCACCUGGAUCAGGUCCAACACGGCUACGAGAAGAUGGAUCACUUCACGGCCAAUUUUCACCGUCAGAGGAGAGCGCUGAGCAGAGUGGACUUCAUCAAACUGGAUGAAGACGAUGAUGACGAUGAUGAUGAAGCUGUGGAGGUCAAGAGUUUGACAGCAGCCAGUCGAGUAGAGCUGCCGCCGCCGCAGGCCGCAGGUCCGUCGGCCAAUCAGCAGCCUCCUCUAGCUCCUGUUCAGUCGACAGGAGUUCAGCUCCUAACCCCGCCCCCUCAGAGACCAUCAGAAGCCCCGCCUACCACCAGCAACACCUUGCAGACAAAGAGUCCCGCCCCCUCAUCUAGUGCUCUACCUCUGCCCCUCCCUACCGCUGGCCCCGCCCCUCAGGGUCAGCCGGAUCAUCAGAGCGAGGACGACGACAGAGACGGACCCAAACACGUCUUCUCCUUCAGCUGGCUCAACCAGAAGUGACACGCCUCCGUCCCCGCUCCGCUCUAUGACGAUUUCACCUUUUUUCAUUCACACGGUUUACUUACUUAUUCACUAGCCACAACAAUCUGUGUUUUAGAUAUUUAAUGAUAGAUUAUGUGACAGAUGGAAGAGGAGGAUGAAGGUUAGGCCGGUCUGGAAGGACGGACUGAAGGGGGGGCAGAGGGAGACUCAGGGCGGGGGGUCAGUCUCUGUACUUGUGCCUGAGCUGAUCAAGGCCCAGACUGUUCCUAGAAUAAGACAAACAAGAUGAAGGAGGGAGGAAAGAGGGAUGGAUGAGAGGAAGG
This is a messenger RNA of Labrus mixtus (cuckoo wrasse), 1866 nucleotides long. RefSeq names its product E3 ubiquitin-protein ligase TRIM63-like. Bases 251 to 1561 code for a protein of 436 amino acids. NCBI's taxonomy places the organism in Eukaryota, Metazoa, Chordata, Actinopteri, Labriformes, Labridae. Gene Ontology annotation, molecular function: zinc ion binding. The transcript has 9 exons. The record is from RefSeq and is a predicted model, not a curated record.